Solanum dulcamara is the source of this 1151-nucleotide messenger RNA. RefSeq lists its product as uncharacterized. NCBI's taxonomy places the organism in Eukaryota, Viridiplantae, Streptophyta, Magnoliopsida, Solanales, Solanaceae. The coding region runs from base 76 to 864 and encodes 262 amino acids. The transcript has 2 exons. The record is from RefSeq and is a predicted model, not a curated record. Gene Ontology annotation, cellular component: vacuole.
UAGAUAGAUCAACUGUUGUCGAAUGAAGUGCUUUGAUCAACUCCUCAUUUGAUUUCAGCAUCGACCAACAAGCCUAUGGCUGAAGAACGUGUUGAUACUGUUUUGAACUACUUUGAUCUGCCAAAUGAUGAAAUUUUGUCAUUUAUGACGCUCUAUUUUGGAGACCCUGAUCAUCAGGAUCACAAAGUUGGGCCAGAUGAUCCCCAGAUCACUGAAGCCAUUGCAAGAGUUGAUGGGAUGAUUGGGAAAUUGAUCCAAGGUUUAGAAGCAAGCGGGGUUUUUGAGGAUGUGAACAUUAUAAUGCUUGGCGAUCAUGGUAUGGUUGGCACAUGCGAUAAAAAGUUAAUCUUUUUGGAGGAUUUGGCUCCUUGGAUUAGAAUUCCAAAGGAUUGGAUACAGUCAUAUAGUCCAUUGCUUUCCAUUCUUCCACCACCAAGUUACUCUGCCAAGGAUGUCGUUACAAAGAUGAAUGAGGGCUUGAAGUCAGGGAAGGUUCAGAAUGGGCAGUAUUUGAAAGUCUAUCUAAAGGAGCAACUGCCUGAUCGGCUGCAUUAUUCUGCAAGUGAUCAAAUACCACCCAUCAUUGGGUUGAUUGAUGAAACAUUUAAGGUGGAACAGAAGAGCUCAAAAAGGAAUGAAUGUGGUGGAUCUCAUGGUUAUGACAAUGCAUUCUUCUCAAUGAGGAGCAUUUUCAUUGCCCAUGGUCCUAAGUUUGCUAAGGGCCGCAAAGUCCCAUCUUUUGAGAAUUUUCAGAUUUACAACCUGGUUUCCACAAUCCUUAAUAUACAAGGAGCAUCCAAUAAUGGAACAACAUCAUUUCCAAAGACGAUUCUGUUACCCAGCUACUGGGAUUUAGCCUACUAGGAAUGUAUUCUUUAUGCUACCAGAGUUGAGAGAACAUCAUGUGAUUUUCGUAUGCUUCUCUUAACAAUUAGAAAAUAUUGUUAAGUUGAUGAACUACUGCUGAAGGUUAUGCUCCUCUGUACCUCGUGGCAUCACUUCACUUUUGUUGACUUUCCAAUUUAUAGUCUAUUAGGUGUUGCAACAUUUAUUUUGUAGCUGGUUUACUUUAAGAUUAGUAAAUUGUUGCUGUUAUCUAGAUAGAGAAUGAAUUGAUAAAUGAAUAAUUUUCAAUAUGUUUGUUAUCUGUA